UAUUCCACUGUAUUCUAUAAAUUUUGUUGUUCAUACUUGAAUAGAGUUCCAGAAAGAAUUAUCUACGCAGAAAAUAUCAAAUUGUAUAAGUUUGAAGUUAUUAAAUUUGUUCAAAUAAAUGGCUACCCUUGAGGACAAAUCUAUCUGGGAAGAUGGAGAGGAGAGUUUGGGGGAUGAUGUUUUAAGAAUGUCUACUGAUGAAAUUGUAUCUCGUACACGUUUAUUAGAUAAUGAAAUUAAAAUUAUGAAGAGUGAGGUUCUGCGCAUAUCUCAUGAACUUCAGGCACAAAAUGACAAAAUUAAAGAGAAUACAGAAAAGAUAAAAGUAAACAAAACUUUACCUUACUUGGUAUCUAAUGUCAUAGAGUUGUUAGAUGUUGAUCCCCAAGAUAUGGGAGAAGAAGAUGGUGCAGUUGUUGAUUUGGAUGCACUACGAAAAGGCAAAUGUGCUGUUAUUAAAACUUCUACUCGACAAACAUACUUUUUACCUGUUAUUGGAUUAGUGGAUGCAGAAGCCUUAAAACCAGGUGAUUUGGUAGGUGUUAAUAAAGACAGCUAUUUGGUUCUCGAAACAUUGCCUGCUGAGUAUGAUGCAAGAGUUAAAGCUAUGGAAGUAGACGAAAGACCAACAGAACAGUAUUCAGACAUUGGUGGUCUAGACAAACAAAUUCAGGAAUUAAUAGAAGCUGUAGUCUUACCCAUGACACAUAAAGCAAAAUUCGAAAACCUUGGUAUUCAACCACCAAAAGGUGUACUUUUAUAUGGGCCACCAGGAACUGGUAAAACUUUAUUGGCUAGAGCUUGUGCAGCACAAACUAAAUCUACUUUCCUCAAGCUAGCAGGACCACAACUUGUUCAAAUGUUCAUUGGAGAUGGUGCAAAAUUGGUAAGAGAUGCAUUCUCACUUGCAAAAGAAAAAGCACCUGCAAUUAUUUUUAUCGAUGAAUUGGAUGCAAUUGGUACUAAAAGAUUUGAUUCUGAAAAAGCUGGUGAUAGAGAAGUACAACGUACUAUGUUAGAGCUAUUGAAUCAGCUAGAUGGAUUCAGUUCAACUGCAAAUAUCAAAGUUAUAGCUGCUACAAACAGAGUAGAUAUCUUAGAUCCUGCUUUAUUGAGAUCCGGUCGAUUGGACAGGAAAAUAGAAUUUCCACAUCCUAAUGAAGAAGCCAGAGCACGAAUAAUGCAGAUUCAUUCACGAAAAAUGAAUAUGUCUCCAGAUGUGAAUUUCGAAGAAUUGUCCAGGUCUACUGAUGACUUUAAUGGCGCGCAGUGUAAAGCUGUUUGCGUAGAAGCGGGUAUGAUAGCAUUAAGACGUAAUGCGACUGCAGUUACACACGAGGAUUUAAUGGAAGCAAUUAAUGAAGUUCAAGCAAAGAAGAAAGCUAAUCUCAAUUACUAUGCUUAA
Dufourea novaeangliae is the source of this 1405-nucleotide messenger RNA. RefSeq names its product 26S protease regulatory subunit 6A-B (gene Rpt5). The record is from RefSeq and is a predicted model, not a curated record. Gene Ontology annotation, biological process: proteasome-mediated ubiquitin-dependent protein catabolic process. Gene Ontology annotation, molecular function: ATP hydrolysis activity; ATP binding; proteasome-activating activity. Lineage: Eukaryota; Metazoa; Arthropoda; Insecta; Hymenoptera; Halictidae. Bases 119 to 1405 code for a protein of 428 amino acids. Gene Ontology annotation, cellular component: proteasome regulatory particle, base subcomplex. The transcript has 3 exons.